This is a messenger RNA of Oppia nitens, 2108 nucleotides long. Its product is annotated as zinc finger protein Noc-like. Bases 70 to 2067 code for a protein of 665 amino acids. Gene Ontology annotation, biological process: negative regulation of DNA-templated transcription. The transcript has 2 exons. Lineage: Eukaryota; Metazoa; Arthropoda; Arachnida; Sarcoptiformes; Oppiidae. Gene Ontology annotation, cellular component: nucleus. The record is from RefSeq and is a predicted model, not a curated record.
GAUUUUUUGGAUAACUAUUAUUAUCAUUAUUUUAAUAAACUGGACCAAAAACAACUAAGUUAUGUCAAAAUGUUGACAUCCAGUGCUAACCAAUAUCUUAGGCCUGAAUAUCUGCCGCCAAUGCCAUCCACUUUGGACGCAAACAAAAGUCCAUUGGUUUUGUUGGCUAAGACCUGUUCCAGUAUAGGACUGGACUCACCAAACAAUAAACCAUUGAUAUUGUCGGAUACAAAAAAAUCCGAUCACAAUAAUCACGGCUCCGGUGGUAGUGGUGGUGGUAGUAGUGAUCGGAAAAAAAGUAACGGCAGUAGUAGUAGUAGUGGUGGCUCUUCAGCAUCGGUUAACAGUCUAGUCAAUGGCCUGAACACCGAUGACAACAAUAGCAACAAUAGUCUAAGCAAUCAUACCAUUAACGCAUCGACAACGACGGCGCGGACACCGACACCGUCGGGUACGUCAUCGGCGGCAAAGUUGUCGUUCAAACCAUACGAUAUCUCAUCAAACAAUAGCAACAACAACAAGAAGACGACAAAUAAUAAUAAUAAUAAUUAUUUGAUUAAUAGUGACUAUAAUAAUAUCAAUGAUCUAAUGAUCGGCGGCGGAAAACGGACACCCAAUUCGUCGAUGAAAGUGUCGCCGUCACCGAAAAGUGUGGGCAGUAAUCACUCCCGAAGCUCACCGUUGAACAACAACAACAACAGCGGCACCGGUAGCGGUAAAAAUACGCCGUCAAACAACCAUAUGGAUGGUGGCCAUCAUCACAAAAACGGUGGUCAUCUGAACCAUAAACAACAUGAGUCACAUUCGCCGAAAAGUACGUCGUCGUCAUCGAACGGUACACCAAACGGCGGUACCAAACGUCGGACGCCGACACCGACGUCCAGUGCUCUAAGCUAUACGUCAAUAGGUAUGCCUGACAUGCGUUUAGACGGUAUCGGCAAACAUAAGGAACCGUUGCAAUCGUUACAACAAAUGUAUAAAACAAAUCCCUAUUCAAGUACUAAUUGCUGUCCGCCAACGGUAAACGGUUUGCCGCCGCCGUUGACAGUGGACAAGACCGGAGCCUAUCCGUCAAUCUAUCCGCCGCUCAGUGUUUACGGCCGUAUGAAAGCGGCCAACGGUGUCGGCGGACCUGUUGGUCAGCCAAUGAUGCCCAUGUGCGGCGAUCCGUACUGUACGGGCACCUGUCAGCUGUCGGCACUGCAAAAUGCUGCCCUAUUGGCUUCGGCCGCUGCAGCUGCAGCGGCCAACACGUGUUCGCCGGCCACGUGUCCUAACGGGUGCAAUCAAUGCGAUCAUCAGCGACUGAUGUCGUCGCUGGCCUACUCGCAACUGAAUCCCGCACUACUACCCAGUCUGAGUCAAAUGUAUCCGAGUCUAUACCAUCCGGGACUGGCAGCUGUCGCUGCCGCCCAACAACAACACCAUCACCACCAACAGCAACAGCAACAACAACAACAGCAGCAACAACACCAACAACGACAGCAACAACACCAACAACAACAACAACAACACCACAACCAAAGCAAUACAAAUGUCUGCAAUUGGAUAGCCGGCGACCAGCACUGCGGCAAACGAUUUUCGACAUCCGAGGAACUGCUGAAUCAUUUGCGGACACAUACGUCGGCCUCUGCCUCGAGUGUCGACUCGUCGGCGGCCAUCACUAGUGUGCCAUCGAUGAUGUCGUCGUCGGCGUCGCUAAACUCCAGUCUAAGUCUCGCUCAACAUAUGCACUAUUCGACUGCCGGUGCUCUGCAGCCGUCGCCGCUGCCGCCGCCGACAUCGUUGACCUCAGUCGGCAGCGGCGCCGGUGGUGUUGGUGGUCUGCGGCGUACAUAUCCGACUAGUUUGUCGCCGCUGAGCAGCCGAUUUCAUCCGUACAAACCGACAGUGAUUCCCGGUUUGGGUUCAAUGCCUUCCAUAGCCGCUGGCGUUCCCCAGUUGGGCGGCGGCGUCGGCGGCGGUAAUCCACUGCAACAUUCGUCGGCAACAGCGGCGGCCGCACUGAGUAUGUAUUACCCGUACGGACUGUAUUCCGGUAGAAUCGGACCACCCGUUCAUCCCUAACCCAUGGGGACAGACACUUAGAUUAUUAUUAUUAUUAUUAU